AUGAAACAAGAUUGUUUCACGACACCAUGGAAAGUCGAUGAAUGGGGUACUGUACAAAUCUUCGAGGAUGGUGACCGUGUCCAUACGGCAGCCAUGUACCAGCCUACCACCGAAGAUCAUCGCGAGACCACCUAUAUCCGUUACCAACUACUUGUCGACAGAAAUGCACGAUCUCGCACCGCCCCGAUCGAAAUGGCGGGAGAGACUUUCUAUGGACGACUCGAACACGUUGUGUGUUUUGAACUCACUCAUUCUCUUCCGGGUCCUGACUUGGAAGAAUCACGGAAGCCAAUAGUCCUCGCGCUCAUCCGAAUGUCAAGGAUGCAAAACUGGAUGAAGUGA
Somion occarium is the source of this 342-nucleotide messenger RNA. NCBI's taxonomy places the organism in Eukaryota, Fungi, Basidiomycota, Agaricomycetes, Polyporales, Cerrenaceae. The record is from the annotation of a GenBank genome assembly.